Messenger RNA from Jaculus jaculus (lesser Egyptian jerboa), 2260 nucleotides. It is a transcript of the gene Zfp69, whose product is annotated as ZFP69 zinc finger protein. Lineage: Eukaryota; Metazoa; Chordata; Mammalia; Rodentia; Dipodidae. Bases 469 to 2040 code for a protein of 523 amino acids. Gene Ontology annotation, molecular function: DNA-binding transcription factor activity; RNA polymerase II cis-regulatory region sequence-specific DNA binding. Gene Ontology annotation, biological process: regulation of transcription by RNA polymerase II. The record is from RefSeq and is a predicted model, not a curated record. The transcript has 6 exons.
UGCGGGGAGCGGGCCGCCGGGGGAGUCCCACCCGCCCUGGAGGGCGGCGGACGGGGACCGCGGGAAGACCCCGGCCCGCUCCCGAGGAGGCCUAGGGGUCCUGGGCGGCUCGGGGAGGAGGUCCUCGUGCGCGCUGCGCGUCGCGAUCUGUUCCUCGAAAGCUGGCGAGAACAGACGUGCUCCGCCCGGUUCUGCGCUGACAGCCCGGGAGCCUGCGCCCUCACGCCCGCCUCGUCCUCCCUGCGGCCGCUCGAGCAGAGGCAUGUGCUCAAACCACCUCCCCUGACUUCCUGCGAGAGAAACAAUAUGCAUUUUCCAGAGGGAGCUCCAGUCUGGUGCUUGGGUCAAGAAAGUCUGGAGGGUAAGACGUUGUGAUCUGAGGAGGACUACCCAGCUGUGAAGAUUGUCACCAGAAGUUCCAGCAAUUUCCUCACCCGAAGUGGACAUCCCAAGCAGGCAGGCACCAUCAUGCCACAGCAGCUCCUGAUCACCCUGCCGGCUGAGGCCAGCACCUGGGUGAAGUUGCACCAUCGGAGGAAGGACAAGGAGGGAGCAUCCCUGUGGGAGGACGUGACUAAAAUGUUUGAUGAAGCUCUGAUCUCUCGGGAUGCUGAGACCCAGCGAGAAAGUUUACACGAUGAAGGGACCUCUGGGCUCCUAGCAACAGACUCCCAGAAACGAUUGACCUUCAAGGACAUAUCUGUGGACUUCUCCCGGGAGGAGUGGGGGCAGCUGGCCCCUGUUUACCGAGAUUUGUAUCGGGAGGUGAUGCUGGAGAACUACAGGAACCUGGUGUCAGUAGCUGGAUAUCGACUUGGCAAGCCUAGUGUGAUUUCCCAGCUGGAGAAAGGAGAAGAACCAUGGAUGGCAGAGAAUGAAGGCUCAGAAGAUCCCGUGUUAGACUUGAAGAGUAAAGCAGAAACCAGUGAGUCAACUACAGAUAAUGAUGCUUCCCAGGAGCAGUUAUGUCAUGGUACCAUGAUAGAAAGGUUCACAAGGGAUGACAUCAUUUAUUCCACGUUAAGAAAAGUCUCCAGAUGCAGUAGUGCUCUUGAAAAGCACCCAGAAGCUGGUGGGAAAGAUGUAAGAAAAGCCAUUUUAACCCACACAAAGAGAAGCCAAAAAUCUAACAAAUUUGUGGGAAAUACUGUGAAUUCAAAUGUUGUUUCAGAACAGAAGCAUCAUAAAUAUGUCCCAUCUAAUAGAAGGAAGAAUAAAUGCAAAUUAGAUUUGAUGAAUCAUCCAAUAAAUUGCAUGAGAACCAAAAUGUAUGAAUGUAAUAUAUGUGAAAAAAUGUUCAAGCAACCCAUUCACCUUACUGAACACAUGAGAAUCCAUACUGGUGAGAAACCUUUCAGAUGUCAGGAAUGUGGAAGGGCCUUUAGUCAAAGUGCGUCUCUUAACACACACCAGAGGAUCCAUACGGGUGAGAAACCAUUUGAAUGUGAAGAAUGUGGUAAAACCUUCAGACAUCGCUCCUCACUCAAUCAGCAUCAUAGAACUCACACUGGGGAGAAACCUUUUGUGUGUGAUAAAUGCCAGAAGGCCUUCAGCCAGAACAUUAGCUUGAUCCAGCACCUGAGGACUCAUUCUGGAGAGAAACCUUUUACUUGCAACGAAUGUGGGAAAACCUUCCGACAGAUUAGACACCUGAGUGAACAUGUAAGAAUUCAUACUGGGGAGAAGCCCUAUGCAUGCACUGCGUGUUGCAAGACGUUUAGUCAUAGAGCGUAUCUCACACAUCACCAGAGAAUCCACACUGGAGAGAGACCCUACAAAUGUAAGGAGUGUGGGAAAGCCUUCAGGCAGAGGAUACACCUUAGCAACCAUAAAACUGUUCAUACGGGAGUGAAAGCAUAUGAGUGUGACCGUUGUGGAAAAGCCUACAGGCAUGAUUCAUCCUUUAAGAAACACCAGAGACAUCACACUGGAGAAAAGCCUUAUGAAUGUAAUGAAUGUGGAAAGUCCUUCAGCUAUAACUCAUCACUGAGUCGACACCAUAAAAUACACAGGAGAAAUGCCUUGCGAAAUAAUGUGUGAAAAGGGUAUAUGCCCUGAGGAAAAGAGCCAAGUCUAAAUCUGAUCCUAAGCUUUAAAAAUUCAGAACUCAAAUGAAUUUGAGAAAUCAAUCAUAAUAAUGGCAACUUUUAAUUUUGCCCACUAUGUAAACACUAACUAUUGUCUACUGACACCUUUAUGCAAAAUACUUAAUAAUAAGAUCUAGUCAUUUAAAUUCAGCAUUAUAAAAAUUUUACAAUUA